Emericellopsis cladophorae is the source of this 3522-nucleotide messenger RNA. RefSeq names its product Ubiquitin carboxyl-terminal hydrolase-like protein. The record is from RefSeq and is a predicted model, not a curated record. Gene Ontology annotation, biological process: protein deubiquitination; regulation of protein stability. Gene Ontology annotation, molecular function: cysteine-type deubiquitinase activity; protein binding; cysteine-type endopeptidase activity. The transcript has 8 exons. Gene Ontology annotation, cellular component: nucleus; cytosol. NCBI's taxonomy places the organism in Eukaryota, Fungi, Ascomycota, Sordariomycetes, Hypocreales, Bionectriaceae. The coding region runs from base 1 to 3522 and encodes 1173 amino acids.
AUGCGCCUUAGAUCUAACAAGCAUGUUGAUUCGCAGGCCUACAGCCCUCCAUCUCCUAAUGAGAUGGUGGUGGACACCCCGGAUUACGAGGGAUUCGAGGACAUGUCUGAGAAGGAACCGGUCGCUAUCAUCAGUCCCGAACCCACCGAAAUAGACACCGACCGCUUGCAAGAUCUGCCACUUGCUACAGACUACGAGGCCAUGAAAGACCUGGUCUUGCCGCCCCUAGCCGAUGAACCCAAAAUCCUAGAGGAUGCCUACAACACUUGGACAGUCGAUAGCUGGCGCUCUCGGGGCAAACGAGAGCAUGGUCCCAUUUUCGAAGCUGGUGGAUAUCCCUGGCGUGUAUUGCUUUUCCCACACGGCAACGGUGUCGACCAGUGCUCUAUUUACCUCGAGCAUGGUUUUGAAGCCGAUCAAAUUCCUGAAGGGUGGAGCUGUUGUGUCCAGUUCUCCCUGGUGCUCUCCAAUCCCAACGAUCCAAGCCUGUACAUGCAUCAUGCGGCACAUCACCGUUUCACUAAGGAAGAGGGUGACUGGGGGUUUACUCGCUUUGUGGAACUUCGACGCAUGUUCAACGUGCCGUGGGAAGGAGGUAGUCGCCCCAUCUGCGAGAACGACACUGCCAAUAUUACAGCAUACCUGCGUUUCGUGGAGGACGAGACUGGUGUUCUGUGGCACAACUUCACUAACUAUGAUUCGAAGAAGGAGACUGGGUUUGUCGGGCUCAAGAACCAGGGUGCAACCUGCUAUCUGAAUUCUUUGCUACAAUCAUUAUACUUCACCAACGCCUUUCGCAAGGCGGUAUACGAAAUUCCUACAGAAAACGAACAGAGCAUGCAAAACAGUGCUUAUACGUUGCAGCGCCUAUUCUACCAACUACAGACCGUGGACCAGGCUGUUGGCACGAACGAGCUGACCAAGUCUUUUGGCUGGGAAACACGCCACAUUUUUGAGCAGCAAGACGUGCAAGAGCUGUCGCGCAAGCUGAUGGAACGCAUGGAAGAAAAGAUGAAGGGCACAAAGGCCGAGAAUGUCCUGCCGGAAAUGUUCUGUGGCAAGGUCAAGACCUACAUUUCUUGCAUAAAUGUAGACUACGAAUCGAGUCGUAUCGAGGAUUUCUGGGACAUUCAGCUCAAUGUCAGCGGAAACAGGACCCUCCAGGACUCGUUUAAGGACUACAUCCAGGUCGAGAAGCUCGAGGGCGAGAAUCAGUACUUUGCUGGCGAUGACUACAAGCUCCAGGACGCCAACAAGGGUGUGAUCUUCACCAGCUUCCCAGACGUUCUGCACCUACAACUGAAGCGUUUUGAAUACGACAUCCAGCGCGAUAUGAUGAUGAAGAUCAACGAUCGGUACGAGUUUCCGGAAGUCUUCGACGCUGCUCCAUAUCUCAGCACGGAUGCCGACAAAUCAGAGCCUUGGACGUACCAACUUCAUGGCGUCUUGGUGCACAGCGGUGACCUGAACGCCGGUCACUACUACGCCUUCUUGAAGCCGGAGAAAAAAGGCUGGUUCUACAAGUACGACGACGAUAAAGUGACCAAGGCGACAAUGCGCGAAGUGUUGGAAGAAAACUACGGCGGAGAAUAUCACACAGCCAAUGGAAACCCGCGUGCACCUACCCAAAAGAAAGCUCCUAUCAUACGCCAGAACAGCGCUUACAUGCUUGUAUAUAUACGCCAAACCAAGGUGGAAAAAAUCCUCUGCCCCGUCACGGACGAUGACGCUCCUCUGCAUCUGCAGCAAAGAUUCAAGGAAGAAAUCGAGCUGAAAGAAGCGCGCCGGCGCGAACAAAACGAAGCGCAUCUGUUCAUGCUCGUCAAGGCCAUCACGAACGAUACUUUCGGCGAGUACAGCGGCACAGACAUGUGCGCCUUUGACUCCGAUCGCGAAUUGGAUCCAUCAGCUCCGUACACGUUCCGUCUCCAGCGUUCCAUGACCAUGAAGGAUUUCAUUGAGCACGCGGCACAAGAAAUGGGCAAGGAUCCAAAAUUGCUGCGUCCAUGGUUGAUGGUGAAUCGACAAAACAGGACAAUCCGUCCUGAUCAGCCCAUCAUGGACUUGACACCUACUAUCGAAGAUGUCUUCAGCAAAUCUACCGCAGCCCGAGACAGCUGCCUCCGUCUAUGGGUCGAGGAGGCCGAAUCAGUCGAUGACAAUGGCGAACCUAUUUGGCAAUCUUACGCAAGCCCAGCGAAUGCGGUUCAAGUGAAGAAUGACACUAUUUUACUACUCCUUAAGUACUUCGACGUGGAGGGCCAGAGACUCCGAGGCAUGGGUCAUGUGUAUAUUGGCAAAGACAAGAGAGUGGAGGAGCUUGUUCCCUUGAUCCAGAAGAAGAUGGGCUGGGAAGGCAAUGAUGAUCAGAAGCUCCUUCUAUGGGAGGAGAUCAAACCCACGAUGAUCGAGCCGCUGAAACCUAAAGGAACCCUCAAAAGUGCCGAACUACAAGACGGCGAUGUCAUCUGUUUCCAGGAAGCACAUGAAGCAAACGCGACUUCGGAAGCGACAGCAGACAAGACAAUGCAGGACCCGAUCAGCAAACCUGACCGUUUCAACGAUGCAAGGGAAUACUAUGACUUCUUGGAGCACAAGCGCGUAGUUAAGUUCCUCGCGCACCCCUCCAGAUUUGAAGGAGAGCCAUUUGCGCCCUUUGAUCUAGUCCUGAACUCCAAGCUGAACUACGACGCACUUGCUGAGCGUGUUGGAUCUCAUCUGGGGGUGCCGCCGACACAUAUUCGUUUCUGGACCGUCAAUGCAUCGACAAACAAUCCCAAGGCCCCCGUCAGGCGAGGCACCAACCCCAGCCUCCGUCAAAUUCUGAAUCCGGGAGGCACAAACACGUACAGUCAAAGCCAGAGAAGUGACGCCUUCUAUCUCGAGGUCCUUGACAUGAGCCUGGAUGAGUUCGACACGAAGAAGAGCGUCAAAUUGACCUGGCUGAGUGAAGGCAUCACAAAAGAGGAACCACUCGACCUCUUGGUGCCGAAAGCUGGGACAUUGUCUGACGUAGUCGAAGCGCUCAUCAAGAAAAUGCAGAUUCCUGACGAAACUGAGGGCGGUCGAAUCAGAAUCUACGAAACAAACUCGAACAGGGUUUACAGGGAACCAGCGCGAGAUCACGCGGUCCUGAACCUCAGCGAUUACACACAAAUCUAUGCUGAGCGAGUGCCCCCUGAAGAGGUAGAUGCAGAUGAGGGCAACUUCAUCCAAGUCUUUCAUUUCCAAAACGAAGUCAAUCGCUCGCACGGUGUUCCCUUCAAGUUCCUCAUGGUCGAGGGCGAGAAAUUCGCGGACACCAAGAAGCGCCUGGAGAAACGGACGGGCUUCAAGGGCAAAAGCUUUGAGAAGAUCAAGUUUGCAUUGGUGAGGAGAGCUAACUACUCGAAACCCCAAUACCUCGAGGAUGACGAUGAACUGUGGAGCGUUGCCACCACGGAAGACGAUUACCUUGGUUUGGAUCACGUAGACCGAUCGAGGUCUGUUAGAAAUGGAGGUGGCGAUCUAUUCCUUCGAUAA